Molecule: messenger RNA, 960 nt
Organism: Colletotrichum graminicola M1.001
Lineage: Eukaryota; Fungi; Ascomycota; Sordariomycetes; Glomerellales; Glomerellaceae
Product: carbon-nitrogen hydrolase
Exons: 2
Coding region: 1-960 (319 amino acids)
Molecular function (GO): hydrolase activity, acting on carbon-nitrogen (but not peptide) bonds, in linear amides
Source: RefSeq, a predicted model, not a curated record
AUGGCAGCCGUUGCAGGAAUACAAACGUUCAAGGUUGCACUGGUACAGACAUGCCCCAAGGUUCUUGAUGCGGAGCACAACUUCGCAUAUGCGUCAAAACAAAUUCGUCUGGCAGCAGCACAAGGGGCAUCGCUGGCCGUCUUGCCUGAAUACCAUUUGACAGGGUGGAUGCCGGAAGAGCCGUCGUUCGCCCUGACCCCUGAAGCAGCUUGCCACUUCCAAAAGCAAUACCGGGAACUCGCAGCAGAACUACACAUCAACAUCUGUGCGGGGACUAUUGUCUCGCAGGCACCGGAGAGCCAACCGUCAGGCGAAACUGGCGCAAAGUCGAAACCAACUCUUCUCAAUACGUCUUAUUUUAUUGAUCACAAUGGUCGGCUACUCGGCGCGUAUACUAAAACCAACCUAUGGAUCCCUGAACGCAACCAUCUUACCUCCAGCGUCGACUAUGCCCAUAAGAUGAACCUCACCGAGGGCGCACCCGCGACAGGACCUCAUCAGGUCUUCGACACACCCCUCGGACCAGUUGGAAUUCUGGUAUGCUGGGAUCUUGCAUUCCCUGAGGCAUUCCGGCAUCUCGUUCUUGCAGGAGCCAAGAUCAUCAUCGUGCCUUCGUACUGGACUCUGUCAGAUAUGAGUCAAGAAGGGCUUAAAUACAACGUCAACUGCGAAAAGAUGUUCGUGGAAACCACUCUAAUCACACGCGCGUUUGAGAACACUGUCGCGCUCAUCUACUGCAACGUUGCCGGGUCAGCGGAGCAAGGGUUCUUUGGAUGCAGCCAAGUUGCUUUGCCCAUCGUUGGCAAAGUUCCUGGAAGCUUUACCGAUGGCGAGGAGGGGAUGCGCUUGGUGGACGUUGACAUGCGAUUGGUGGAGAUAGCAGAACAGAAUUAUCAGAUUAGAAAGGAUCUGAAGCGGGUCGAUUGGCAUUAUGGGUAUUCAAAAGUAGCAAAGCUUUAG